Molecule: messenger RNA, 1266 nt
Organism: Cladocopium goreaui
Lineage: Eukaryota; Dinophyceae; Suessiales; Symbiodiniaceae
Source: the annotation of a GenBank genome assembly
AUGCCGGACGAUGCUGGAAAGGUUCCGUUGGAGCAAACAGUCUAUGUGGGCGGGCUGAAUUUCAGCACCACAAGUGAAGCCCUGAAGGCCCACUUCGAGCAGUUUGGUCAGAUUUCUGACUGUGUCGUCAUGAUCGACAGAGAUUCGGGUCGCUCUCGGGGCUUUGGCUUUGUGACUUUUGAGGAUCCAGGGUCUGUGAAUGCGGCGAUCACCAUGCCUACGCAGCAGUUGGAUGGACGCAACGUCACAGUGAAGAAGGCCACCCGUGAGGGCAGUCGACAAGGCGGAGGAGCUGAACCACAAGGUGUUGAGUUCAAUGUAGUCAAGGUUUUCGCACUCCUGGCAGCAAUUCAGGUUGGGGGUUUGCCAGCCAGCGUGGACUAUGACAAGCUCACAGGAUACUUCGAGAAAUAUGGCAGCAUCGAGGAUGCUGUGGUUAUGAUUGAUCCUGGGACGCAGAGGUCGCGAGGCUUUGGUUUCGUGACCUUCAAAGAUAGCUCCUCCGUUGAGGCGUGCAUGCAAAACUACGAUUCCAACGAGAUUGACGGGAAGUGGAUUGAGGUGAAGCGUUGUAUACCUCAGGACAAAAUGGCCCCAGGGCAAGGAAAAGGCAAGAGCAAGGGAAAGCCUCCCUCCUACAGCAAUGGCUCUUCUCCAGGGGGCUCAGGUGCUGGGUAUCCUCCCAACUAUGGGCAUGGCUACCCGCCUGGUGGCCCUCCUGGUUAUGGUGGUUUUGGCCCAGCACCAGGGCCUUACGGUGUCCAGGGCUGUGGCGGCUAUGGUUAUCCACCGGCAUAUGGGCAGGGCUAUGCACCGGGCUAUGCACCAGGCACACCAGGCACACCAGGCUACGGUGCACCUGGUUACGGAGGCAAAGUCGGCGAAGAUUCCACUACGGAGCUGCUGGAAAGCAACACCACUGGGCCUGUGGAACCUCCAGCCUUGCCACCGGUCUUCCCAUGUGACAAUCAAAGCAUUCACCAGCAUGCUGAAAGCGAGCACAUGAGAGGCGGUUGUGCUGAUGGUGCCAAGUGCUACGCUGCACAGGACAUUGACCAUUGCGGAGCCGACACCUACUGUUGCGCUCCUGUGGUCGGGAAAUGCACCUCGGGUGCGACAUGCUUUGCUACAGAAAGGAUCGAGAUGUGCGAACCAUGGGCCUCCUGCUGUGCACCGAUCGUUCGGACUUGCCUUUCGCCCUCCUGUAGUCAGGCCGAAACCUGGGAACUUGACGUCAAGCCGAGUCAAGCUGCUCGAAUGAUUUGA